GGGGGGGGGGCGUCGGAGCUGUGGGUACCGUUGACAGUUAGGCCUCUGUGCGCAUGCGCAGUGGUUGCCUCUUCUGAAGUGCGCAAGCGCGUUUGUGUUUGGCGGUAUUCCUAGUUGCCGGUUACUGAGAAGUGGCAGCUACCCAAACGCGGAUCCUCACUGCUGGGGUGUCGUGGCCAGGCGGGUUUGGCCUGUCUCCGGCGCUAGUGUUGGGCUCGGGAGGCAGCGGAAAGGGAGGGCGGGGUGAAGUCUCUGUGGAGCCCGCAGGCUUCGCAAUGAAGAGGAUUUGGGGGUUCGGGAGGGAGAAGGGCAGGUCGCCCAUGGGCUCCGCUUCUGGCUUGCAGAGGCAGGGCAGGGGCGUUGGGCAGAAGAACAAUACAACUGACAACUUGCUGCUGGGUUACCAUGUCCAAGACAGAGAUCUCAGAAAGAUCCACAAGGCUGCCUGCAUGGGCAACGCAGCGCAAGUGCAGCAGAUUCUGUUCUUCGCGGAAAAUGGCGUGGAUGAUAGAGACAAGAUGAACAGGACUGCUCUCCAUUUGGCCUGUGCCAAUGGCCAUCCAGAAGUGGUGACCCUCCUAGUAGAGAGGAAAUGUCAUCUUAACCUCUGUGAUAAUGAAAACAGGACAGCUCUCAUGAAGGCCGUACAGUGCCAGGAAGAGAAAUGCGUAAACAUACUAUUGGAAAAUGGUGCCGAUCCAAAUAUUAGGGAUGUGAGUGGCAACACUGCUCUCCACUAUGCGGCCUUUGGUGAUAAUAUAUCCAUAAUAGAGAAACUGCUGCUAUACAAUGCGAAUACUGAAGCAAGAAAUAAGGAUAACAUCACACCACUUCUAGUUGCUGUAAAUGAAAACAAACAGCAAAUAGUGGAAGUUCUGGUAGAAAAGGCAGCAAAUAUACAUGCAGAGGAUAAAUUAAAAAGCAGUAACGAAAUAAUUUGCCGACAUAAAGAAGAAAUCAUGCUGAAAAAUUCUUUGCAAAACAGCCAUCCUGGAGCAGAUAAGAAUGCUGAGGAAGAUUCUAUAGCCAGGCUUUCUGACAAACCUGGUCCUGAUGAUUCAUGGCCUACAUCAUCUAGCCAAGUCUUACAUUUUGGUACCAAGGAAGGAACAGCAAAGUCAGCAAUGGAAGCAAAGGAAGAUGGUGUUGGUAUUAUUGAAAGUGUGCCACCAGAGCAAACAGUUAAUGACCGUGUGACUUUUGCUGGUGGAGUGCAUAAAAAUUACAGAAGUGAUAUGAUGUUAGCAGUAGAAUUAGGAGAAGAGGGAGAUGUAGAAUCACCUUCUCUUCCUGAGGAUAAGGUGUUUUUACAAACAUGUAUCCUGGCAGAAAAGACAUGUGAAAAUCAAAACAAGGAAAUUAACCAUCUGUUUUUGCAACUGCAAAAAAUGACUCAAGAACCAGCAAUGAAUAAGGAAUGUGAUAGGGAGCAUGAUACAUCUGUAUAUUUAAGACAUGCUUCUAUGCAAAACUUUGAGGAAAUGUGGAUCAAAUAAGACAAAUUAGACUGGAAAAAUAGCUUAAAACUCAUCACCAGUGAAUGAAAGCUGAAGUUGUUGAAAUUUGUUAAUAAUACAGCCUUCCUACUCAUCUUGAAGAACCACCAUGGGGUCACUCUAAGAAGGAACCAACUGAAAGGACAUACCUUUGAAUUGGACAAAUACUGUAGUUGAUUGUGAGGAAGAAGAUGCAUUUGGAGUGUCUGUCUCGGUAGUAUUUCAGGCAUUUCCCGAACAAAAAGAGCCUAGUCUUGAAAAUGUCAUUCUCUCUCAUUCUUACUCUGGGUCCCCAGAAUAUGCUGGCCAGUCAUCUUCUAAGCUUUCUUUAAAUGAAGCAAAUCAUCCGGGACAUAUAAAUCAAAACCACACUGAGAUAUCAUCUCACACCAGUCAAGAGUGGCUAAAUGACCAAAUCAGGAGACUAUGGAUGCUGGGGAGGAUGUGGAGAAACAAGAACCCUCUUGCACUGUUGGUGGGAAUGCAAACUGGUGCAGCCACUCUGGAAAACAGUGUGGAGGUUCCUCAAAACAUGAAAAAUAGAUCUACCCUAUGACCCAGCAACAGCACUGCUAGGAAUUUACCCAAGGGAUACAGGAGUGCUGAUGUGUAGGGGCACUUGUACCCCAAUGUUUAUAGCAACACUUUCAACAAUCGCCAAAUUUAUGGAAAGAGUCUAAAUGUCCAUCACCUGACAAAUGGAUAAAGAAAUUGUGCUUUAUAUACACAAUGGAAUACUACUUGGCCAUGAGAAAGAAUGAAAUAUGGCCUUUUGUAGCAAUGUGGAUGGAACUGGAGAGUGUGAUGCUAAGUGGAAUAAGUCAUACAGAGAAAGACAGAUACCAUAUGUUUUCACUCUUUUGUGGAUCCUGAGAAACGUAACAGAAGACCAUGGGGGAGGGGAAGUGAAAACAAAACAAAACAAAACAAAACCUUAGAGAGGGAGAGAGCCAAACCAUAAGAGACUCUUACAAACUGAGAAUAAACUGAGGAUUGAUGGGGGAUGGGAGGGAGGGGAGGCUGGGUGAUGGGCAUUGAGGAGGGCAGCUGUUGGGAUGAACACUGGGUGUUGUAUGGAAACCAGUUUGACAAUAAAUUUCAUAUUACAGAAAGAAAGAAAGUAAAUCAGACUAUGAAAAUGAGAACAAAGCAGACAUCGAGCAUCUUUUUAACAACAAUGAGGAUUUUAAAAAUGAUAUAGAAAAUAAAAAAGCAAGGAAACCACUAGUUACAUUUAAAGUGAAGGAAGGCCAAGAGUUGGACAUGCAAAUGGCAAAAAAUAUGGACCAAAAUACCACCGACUGUAAAUUAGACCUCACUCUAGUGAUUCAGAGAGCCUUUUUCAUUUGUGGAUUGUCUGCUGCGAUGUGAUGAAACACAUGGUUCAAACAAAAAGGCAUGAUAUUUCUGCUGUCACAAACACGAGAAAACAAAACCAGUACAAGACUUUUUUCCAGAAGCCUUUAUAUGCAGAUAAUGACAGUACUCCUAACUAUAAAAGUAUUAAUUCUGAAUUAGAAAUUGUGAGUUCUUCUUCAGCAUCUAGUUUUCCAGCAUCUGAAGUAUAUCUAAGUGAAGAAUUACAUCAAGAUAUGCAAAGGUUUAAGAAUGAGAUAGGCAUGUCUCAAGUAGAGUUCCUGUCUUUGGAAAGAGAGAAAGUUCAACCUCCAAAAGAGAAGGAGGUCUGCCUUGCUGUUACCCUUGUUUUUUCUCUUUAGCAAUUAUCUAAUCCAUUCUGAUUUUCCACUUAAGAGAACAAGAGUUGCAUAAAAUGGAAUUGUCUAAAUAAGUAAUUGUGUCUGGAAAUAGAUUAUUUCUGCUAUCUAACAAAUAGGAGUUCAGGAAAACAUUCGUAUGAUUUGUUUUCCUUAAAGUUUCUGUGUCAGUCUUCCAAGUAGUAUAUGAACUGGGAAACUAACUUAGCUAUAUAAGUACCAUGUGACCUCAUGAACCAGAAUAACCAUAAGGAAACUGCUUAAAAAACAUAAUAAUCUCCAGGUUUUUUAAAAAUACAUUGACUUAAAUAUAAAUUGCAUUUCCAUAAACAAUAAAAUGAGAAAGAAGCAAUAACUAAGAGAAGGAAUAUAAACACAUGUUCCCAGCUAAAGCAAUCUAUGUAUUGCUUCAGUAUGUGUCUGUAGACUCUGGGUCUAGGUUUCUUGCUUGUCUAGCAAGACAGCGGGAUGCAGGAUUACAAUGGGAGAGACAGCUAAUGUCCCGGAGAACACACGAGCCCGGAUUAAGGGUCCUUGCUCUAUUUUUAAUAGGAUCAGAAGGCUUCCAAACAUGGUGAUGGACGUGCACAAAGAGACAAUCAGUCUGUGAACAUGAACUCAUGGGCAUGAGGGAAAGGGGGUUUCAAGAUCUAGGGUGUUAGGGGUUAGGGUCAAUAUGAAACAAAAUCCUGGCGCCUGGCAGAUGGUUGUUAACAGCUGACCUGAGGCAGCUUCUCUGUUUAUCUUAGCUAGUCUAGGGGAGAAGACAGAUGCUACCUCAGGAUCCACAAGGCACCUUUCUUUUGCUAAUUAGCUCCCCUCUGGGCAUCUUCACCCUGCAGCCUACAGCCUAUAGCCCUAUUUACCUGUUUACCUCAUUUGGUCCUUCCUUCCUGUGAAAGCAGCUUUCUGCCAUAGUACUCAAUUGGGGAGUGUGUCCUCCUGAAUAUCUAAUCUUGUUUACCUCACACACCUUGGUCUUAGAGCCUUUGCCCCGCCCUCUCUAUACCUAGAUACCUAAUCUUGUUUGCCCAAACUUGGGUGUGAGCAUCCUAUGGCUUUGUAAUUUUUUACACCUGGUUAACCCAUCAGUGCAGGCUCAGGGAAUUCCUAAGCUUAUUCCCCACAAAUAUAUGCAGUCUUGUCUGCUUUACUCACAAUCUUGGAACUUAGAAUUUCUACAUGACCCCUUUGAGGUAGGUUUAAUAACAGCUAUUUGUAUUGUCAACCCCUUUUUUCCACAUUUUUUAAUCAUCAUUCUCAGAUGUUUCUGUUGAGUCAAACCUUCACUUUAUGUUCAAUAAAGUAUGAUACCUUUUGGCUUGUAUGAUUUUUUUUUUAAACGUUUAUUUAUUUUUGAGACAGAGACAGAGCAUGAGCGGGGGAGGGUCAGAGAGAGAGAGGGAGACACAGAAUCGGAAACAGGCUUCAGGCUCCAAGCUGUCAGCACAGAGCCCGACGCGGGACUGGAACUCACGGACCGCGAGAUCAUGACCUGAGCUGAAGUCGGACGCUCAACCGACCGAGCCACCCAGGCGCCCCUGGCCUGUAUGAUUUUUACCAUGUAGGUAGCAUAAACCUUCAGCAAACCUUCAGUAUUUAACUCCAAGGGAGAAAACUGAGUUUUGAGAUGUGUGGACUUUAGAAAUAGACAAAAUCUAGAGGUACCCUCCUUUAAAAGAAUAAGUAGCUAAUCUCCUCGUCCCCUAUCAAGGUAUUAAUUUACUGUGCCAAAGUCACACUUUUCAUGCAUCUGAUUAAUUUAAUGAAUUUGUGGUCAUUUCUCUGACUCAGCAUUCAAGCAUCGUAUUAUCUCUUUUGGUGCCAUAAAAUGCUAGGGAAUGCCACUUUAGGAACUUGGGACAAAUCAUUUAACCUUUUUGAGUUUUACUCGUGUUAUCAGUAGCAAAUGGGAUUAAAGGUGAUCAUUACUUUUAUACCCUCUCCCUAUAAAGUUUUAUGGUUAUUGAAGGUGAGAUUCGGAGAGCGUUACUAAUUUCCCAGAAUUCCACCCUAACGUCCAUUUCACUUUGUUCCUUUUGUGUUGUGGCAAACUUUGGUUCAUAAAUUUAGGGGACACUGUCACUUUUUUUGAGAACCUUAGGAUCCAAAAGAAAAAGAACUGUAAAAGGCAGUCAGGGAAAGAAUAGCUCCGUGCAGAAAGAGGAAAGCUUCCUGGUUUUGUUACUGGAGCACCUCCAUGUCCCAUGUUUUAAAUCUGGCUGUUGUGUAAAACCCAGGUGGUAAGGAAAGAAAAGGACAAAUUUUGUCUCUUGUCUUUUUAUGUCUUUGUAUCUCUUGGUCAGAUGGGGUGGGGGGUGGUGGGGAAUUCUCGGUAGCAAAGUGUGGAUAUGAAUAAGAGUACAAAAUUAAGAAAGCCCUUUUAGAAAUUUUGGUAACUUCUGCUU
Molecule: messenger RNA, 5619 nt
Organism: Acinonyx jubatus (cheetah)
Lineage: Eukaryota; Metazoa; Chordata; Mammalia; Carnivora; Felidae
Product: ankyrin repeat domain-containing protein 26-like
Exons: 10
Coding region: 276-1496 (406 amino acids)
Molecular function (GO): protein binding
Source: RefSeq, a predicted model, not a curated record